This is a messenger RNA of Euleptes europaea (tarantolino), 690 nucleotides long. RefSeq names its product dual specificity phosphatase 13A (gene DUSP13A). Lineage: Eukaryota; Metazoa; Chordata; Lepidosauria; Squamata; Sphaerodactylidae. The record is from RefSeq and is a predicted model, not a curated record. The transcript is spliced from 5 exons. Gene Ontology annotation, cellular component: cytoplasm. Gene Ontology annotation, molecular function: protein tyrosine/serine/threonine phosphatase activity; MAP kinase phosphatase activity. Gene Ontology annotation, biological process: negative regulation of MAPK cascade; protein dephosphorylation.
AUGGCCAUCCUUGCAGGUGAAAGAAGACAAGGAGUGGCGGCUUCCCUUAGGAUGGCUGAAGAGGACACGGUGCUGUCCGCAGACCCCGAAUGCUCCAGAGCACCCCCAGCUGAGACCCCCACUGUGAAAGAGCUGGAAGAGCUCUUGAACACGGGGAGACCCUCCUGUAACCACGUCGAUGAAGUUUGGCCUAACCUCUUCUUAGGAGAUCACAUUACAGCUCACAGCCGGUUUGGUUUAUGGAAGAUGGGCAUCAGCCACAUUUUAAAUGCUGCUCACGGGACACUGUUUUGCCACGAACCCCAUGAUUUUUAUGGAGCCACCAUUGAAUAUUAUGGAGUACCAGCGCACGACCUACCGGAUUUUGACAUAAGCCCAUAUUUUUACCCUGCGGCAGAAUUUAUACACAAAGCCUUGAGCGCCCCAGGAGCCAAAAUCUUAGUGCACUGUGCCGUUGGGAUAAGCCGUUCGUCUUCCUUGGUCCUGGCCUACCUCAUGAUCUACCACCACCUCCCUUUGACGGAAGCGAUCGAGGCGGUGAAAAAGCACCGGUGGAUUUUCCCCAAUCGAGGCUUCCAGGAACAGCUGAGAAAUCUGGACAUUCAGCUCAGACUGCGCUAAACAAAGGCAAAAGUACUCUUUACAUCAAGUUCUCGAAUGUCACAGAAAUUCAUAUUCACGUCAGGGUGA